Messenger RNA from Miscanthus lutarioriparius, 1164 nucleotides. NCBI's taxonomy places the organism in Eukaryota, Viridiplantae, Streptophyta, Magnoliopsida, Poales, Poaceae. The record is from the annotation of a GenBank genome assembly.
AUGGCGGCAUCCAAGAAGGAUCCCCCAAUUCCCAGCAGAGGCAGGAUGUCACCCAACCUCAGGCCAUCCAGCAGUGAGUCCUCUGGGUACGGAUAUGGUGCUAGGCGGACGCGGUCUGUCCCGAGCUCCCCGGACCGCAAAUUCGGCUCAUCAUCGCCGUCUGUGGCUGCCUCUGCCUCCACAGAUGUGCAGCGUCCAUCAUUGUCCAGCGCUGGUCGGUCCAUCUCAUCGCGGACCAUGGGCUCAUCCAUCCAUGGCACCAAGGCCCAGCCAUUCCCAGGUGCAGCUUCAAAACCUACACUGACGAGGGCAAAAUCUGACAAGGUCAGCACCACCUCGCAGCGGCCUCCGGUGCUUGCUGUGCCGCCAAGCAACUCCUUUAAGGACAUGACCAAGACGGCAGCUAAGGCAUCGCCAUCCACCUUGCUGAGGAGUAAGCCAUCUCCAAGGCCUAGUGCUGACAGUUGCAAGGCGGCAGCAUCACCUAAACCUAGCAGUCAGAGGGUCUUGUUGCCAGGUGCUUCUCGAGGAGAAAAAGUGCAGCCACUGUCUACCGCACACUCACCUGGUGCAGCCGCAAGAAAAAGAUUGGAUACUGUUAAUGGUGCUACUACCAGCUCAAAGGCUAAAAGUGUUUCUCAGAAGGCAAUGGGAGCAUCUGCAACCAGGAAGGACAAACAUAAGGACCCAUCAAUGCAGAUUAAGGGAACAGAGUGCAUAAACACCACCCUGUCCAUAGAAGAGCACUUGCACAAGGAGGUCUCUGAUCCAGUCGAUCUGAAAUCCAUGGAGAUGACUGUACCUGAUCAGCAUGAGCCAUCUUCCAAUCAACCAGAACAAGUAUUCAAAGAUGAUGAGGAAUCCAAGGGACAUUUCUCUGAAGACAAAGUAGAUGCAGGAGCUAAUGAGAUUCAUAAUGGAGGGCAAGAUGUCAAUGGUAGCGUCAAGACUAUAUAUGAAUGUGGGAUUGUUGAGAAGGAGGAGGCUGACCGGAGUGUGGAUAAGGCAGUGCCAAGGACUGAAGUUGCUCAGGUGUGGAGGAAGGAUGAUCCAAGGGGCAAUGACGUGAUUGAGGAAACCAAAAGCAAGCUCCUAGAGGAGAGGAAGAGCCGGGUGAAGGCCUUGGUGGGGGCCUUCGAAACUGUAUUGUCGUUCAAGGAGUAG